Messenger RNA from Rhizoctonia solani, 432 nucleotides. Its product is annotated as ribosomal l51/s25/CI-B8 domain-containing protein. The record is from RefSeq and is a predicted model, not a curated record. Gene Ontology annotation, cellular component: mitochondrial large ribosomal subunit. The transcript has 2 exons. Lineage: Eukaryota; Fungi; Basidiomycota; Agaricomycetes; Cantharellales; Ceratobasidiaceae. Gene Ontology annotation, molecular function: structural constituent of ribosome. Gene Ontology annotation, biological process: mitochondrial translation. Bases 1 to 432 code for a protein of 143 amino acids.
AUGCCACCGUAUGCACCAGUCCUCCGUGCCCAACUUAGAACCAAACCUUCAAAUGGGCAUGGCGCUUUUGUUCCUCAAAUAAAGAAACUUGUCUUUGAAUACUGUGAUACUUGGUCUUCAUCCGCUCGUCUGCGUGGGUAUCUUUUGAGAAACUCUGGGCGAUUGGCACAAGAGAACCCACAUGUCGAGGUCGUUGUGAGACAGAGGCCUUUCAAGCCGCCUAUCGUAAGAGGUAUAUACUUGAAUGAACGGGACAAGGUCGUUCCGCUGAACAAACUUGAGCCUUCAAGUAUCGAGCAAAAAGUUCAACUUCUACUAGACUCGUCGGGUGCCAAGAUUCGGCCGUUCAAGCGUUCGGUUGAAAGCACAACGGAGGGUGCACGCGGGAUGUGGAGUGGGUUUCACCAGGGAGGUGAACAAUUCAAGAUAUAG